Messenger RNA from Drosophila gunungcola (fruit fly), 1308 nucleotides. RefSeq lists its product as uncharacterized. The record is from RefSeq and is a predicted model, not a curated record. NCBI's taxonomy places the organism in Eukaryota, Metazoa, Arthropoda, Insecta, Diptera, Drosophilidae.
AUGUCGUCAAGCGGUAAUAGUCUUCACGCCAAGCUCGUGUCGCUAGUAAGCCGCGGUCCAGAGCUUACCAGCAUUUUCUUCUUUGCCCCAGUAGAAGAAAAAUGCCACUUGGAGGAGACCCUUGCAUCGGCCACUUGGGGCCUGCCUUUGGUGAUAUGGCGAUCGAAUAGGACUGUGAUCCUAAAUGGAUUUCUCGGCGAGGGACUCUUGGUGCUGGCCUGUCUUCCAGGAUUAAAGUGGAGAGCUCUACUAAGCAGCCUGUCUAGGAGCUUAAAAUACCUAAGACAGGCCAGGGUACUGAUUGAACUUAUGGAGGCCAGGGACGAAUUAUUGGUACAGAAGGUGCUGGAAUUUAGUCUGAGUCAGGAAAUGACUAAUGCCAAUGUUAUUUUCGGUGACUUUGCGGAGACUCAAAGAGUGAGCAGGUUCGAGGCCUUUCCACAGUUCAAAGUGGUGAACUAUUCUUUUACGGAGAAUACCAAAGAGUCUGAUUUGUACCCGGAUAAGAUGUUGGACCUCCGUGGCGGAGUAAUUCGAACCAUGCCGGACUACUCCGAGCCAAACACCAUUCUGUACCAGGACAAGCAGGGCAACAAGCAGAUCCUCGGCUAUUUGUGGGACAUAAUGGAGGCCUAUGCCAAGAAACACAAUGCCCAGUUGCAGGUGGUCAAUAAGUACGCGGAUGGCAGGACCCUGAACUUUAUCGAGUUGCUGGACGUGGCCCGAAGCGUAGCUAUAGACAUUGCUGCCAGCAUUCAACCCAUGUCGAUGGGAGUCCUAGAACGCACUCACGAGAUGUCGUAUCCGGUGAAUCUGGCCAGUUGGUGCACCAUGUUGCCGGUGGAGCGGCACCCGAGGGCCACGGAUCUGAUUGAGAUGAGAAAUGCGCUGAACACCUCCUUUGGAUAUACCGUCACCAGCGAAAAGUGGAAGCUGUACAAUGAGCUGCAGAAGCGCAGCUCGAGGCCUUUGUUCCGUUAUUCGAAGGACCUGUGCUUCUACGAACUGGUGCCUUUUGGCCUGGUCAUUCCGGAGAACUCAGCCCACCGGGCUCCGCUGCACAGAUUCAUCCUGCUGCUGUGGCAGUCGGGAUUGCACGACUUGUGGGUCUCCAGGGGCUUCUCGAAUAUGGUGAAGGCGGGAAAGAUACAUUUCGCUAUCUUCGGGGAGCGUUACCAGGCCCACACGCUUAACAUUACGGAUCUGAGACACGUCCUCAUGGUUUACGGUUCUGGGGUGCUAAUUAGCCUCUUUCUGUUUGCCUGCGAGCUGUCUGUCAGUUGGGUAAGCUAUUGGCUGGGCUUUUAG